UGCAUGGACACAUAGGAUAAUAUGCUGGGGCAGGGGUGGACUGACAACUCAUGGGGCCCCUGUGUCCUUGCCCAAACUCAAAAAAGCCUAUGAAAAAGGCUACCAGGGGCAUCUCAUGGGGCCCCCUACUGACCCCGGGCCCUCGGGCAGUGCCCAAGUUUCCAAAUGGUCAGUCCGCCCCUGUGCUGGGGGGUUUACUGGCUGUAGAAAAGACUGUCAAAAGCCAAAAACAGCCGCUGAAUAUUCAGCACUCACAAAAAUUCUGAAAUAAUAUUUUAUUUUUUACUUGUUUUAUUUUAUUUUAUUUUU
Molecule: messenger RNA, 309 nt
Organism: Staurois parvus
Lineage: Eukaryota; Metazoa; Chordata; Amphibia; Anura; Ranidae
Source: the annotation of a GenBank genome assembly